Molecule: messenger RNA, 1446 nt
Organism: Physella acuta
Lineage: Eukaryota; Metazoa; Mollusca; Gastropoda; Physidae
Biological process (GO): G protein-coupled receptor signaling pathway
Cellular component (GO): membrane
Molecular function (GO): G protein-coupled receptor activity
Source: RefSeq, a predicted model, not a curated record
AUGAACGACAACUCUAGUUUCACAACGAACGAUUACUCUAGCAACACAAUGGAUGAUAACUCUAGCUUCACUAAGGACGGUAACUCCAGUGACUCCCCCCAAGCCGUGACACAACUGUUUAUCUCCGACUCUAUGUACGCCCUGCUGGUCGAGAUCUUCAUCUACCUGUGUCUCUGUCUGUCUGUCGUUGGCUGUCUGGGCAACACCCUGACCAUCAAAACUUUCCUGACCAUGGGAGCCAAAGAUGGCGUCACCCUGUCCUUUCUAUUCCUCGCCCUCUCCGACCUCGUCUACCUCCUCGUCAUGGUCGCACACUCCGUCUCGCUGGCUUUCUUCGUCGUCGAGAGGAAGAGCAAGUUCAAGGUCUGGUUCCCGGUCGACCCCUUCGGUGUGUACGUCUACUUCUCCAACCUGGGGAUCCUGGUGUACCUGGUGACUGUACUGACCACCACCUACCUGGCCGUCGUCAGGUGCAUGUGUGUCGCCAUGCCUCUCCACUUCAAAAACACCUUCACAAAAACCAGGUCAAGAUGGACGUUGUUUACGUUCUGCGUCCUGGCCGUGGCGAGUUACCUGCCCAUGCUGGUCAACAUGGAGAUGGUGCCCGUGUAUGACGUCAGGACCAACUCGACCAGGUCCGUCUUGUGGGUCUCCGACAGUCGGGAUGACGUCAAAGAGAUGAUCUGGAUCACCCGUGACGUCACGGUGACCUUUGUCACUGAGGUCAUCGUCAUCGUCUGCCUGGUCGUCAUGGCCAGGUCUUUGAGGGCCGCGUCCAGAUUCCGUCAGCAGACAGCCGGACACGACAGCAAGACAGCCGGACACGACAGCAAGACAGCCGGACACGACAGCAAGACAGCCGGACACGACAGCAAGACAGCCGGACACGACAGCAAGACAGCAGGUCAUGACAGCAAGACAGCCGGCCAUGACAGCAAGACAGCAGGUCAUGACAGCAAGACAGCCGGACACGGCACACAUAAAGUCGGUCACGGUACACAAAUAGCCGGACCAGAUACCCCAACGGCCGGUCACAACACCAUCACGGAAGAAAUAGAAAAGUCUCCUACACAUCCAUCAAAGCACAAUGAACCCUUCAGCGGUCACCACAUCAAAAACCAACGUAACCUUGACCUUGCAAAAGAGGUGACCAACACUGCCGGCCACCCAAACCUGAGCCGGAUCUCCCAGAAGGAGUUGACCAUUGUCCGGCAGGUGGCGCUCAUCUCACUGGUCUACAUCCUGUGCAACACGCCCAAGGUCAUGAUCGCCCUGACGGCCAUGUGUGUCCGAGACUUCACCCUGGGGAGAACCUUCCAGAAUGUCUACCUCACGGUCCUGGGCAUCAUGGAGCUGUGCCAGGCCUUCAACUCUAGCAUCAGCUUCGUCAUCUACUUCACCUGCAACGCCAGGUUUAGGAGGCAUGCUGGGAUGUGUAGCAAGUAG